Messenger RNA from Ramularia collo-cygni, 1506 nucleotides. RefSeq names its product probable carbamoyl-phosphate synthase small chain, arginine-specific. Gene Ontology annotation, cellular component: carbamoyl-phosphate synthase complex; cytoplasm. Gene Ontology annotation, molecular function: carbamoyl-phosphate synthase (glutamine-hydrolyzing) activity. Bases 1 to 1506 code for a protein of 501 amino acids. The transcript is spliced from 2 exons. Gene Ontology annotation, biological process: 'de novo' pyrimidine nucleobase biosynthetic process; L-glutamine metabolic process; L-arginine biosynthetic process. The record is from RefSeq and is a predicted model, not a curated record. Lineage: Eukaryota; Fungi; Ascomycota; Dothideomycetes; Mycosphaerellales; Mycosphaerellaceae.
AUGUCGACAGCUCCCACACUAUUCACCUCGCAAGGCUUCAGUGAACUAAACCCUCACCCCGACCCUCUUAUCGGGGACAGACAAUCAAACACUCCAUCACUCCACUCACUCACUCACUCACUUCAACACCCACCCACCAACAACACCCUCACCAUGGCCACUGCCAUGUUCGCCCGCUCCUUCAAGCCAUCCUUCCAGACGGGCGUGCCCAAGACCUUUCGUCAGGUCCGGUACAAUGCCACGGUCGUCAAUGGCAUUCCUCGCGUCCCCUCCCCACCGAAAGUCUCGACCAAGCCGUCGUACGAGCGGGCCACCUUCACCAUCAAGAAUGGCCCCAUCUUCCACGGCAAGAGCUUCGGUGCCCGAACCAACAUCAGUGGAGAGGCUGUCUUCACCACCUCCUUGGUGGGAUACCCCGAGUCAAUGACCGAUCCCUCCUACCGUGGACAGAUUCUCGUCUUCACUCAGCCUCUCAUCGGCAACUACGGCGUACCCUCGAGUGCGYGCGAUGAGUACGGCUUGUUGAAGUACUUUGAGAGUCCCAACAUCCAARCGUGUGCCAUUGUCGUUGCUGACGCAGCACUGCAAUACUCGCAUUGGACGGCCGUCGAGUCUCUCUCCGAAUGGUGUGCCCGUGAGGGUGUCCCAGCCAUUACCGGUGUCGACACUCGUGCUAUUGUCACCCAUCUCCGUGAGGAGGGAUCUUCACUCGGCAAAAUCACCGUCGGUGAAGAGUACGAUGCCGAUGAGGAUGAGGCCUAUGAUGACCCUGCCAACGUUAACCUCGUUCGCAAGGUUUCCACCAAGGCACCCUUCCACGUCCCAUCUCCCAAUGGCACCGCACACGUCGCUCUCAUCGACUGUGGAGUCAAGGAGAACAUCAUCCGUUCGAUUGUCAGCCGUGGCGCGAGCGUCACCUGCCUGCCAUUCGACUACCCCAUCCACAAGUCCGCCCACCACUUCGACGGUGUUUUCAUUUCCAACGGUCCCGGUGACCCAACCCAUUGCCGUGCUACCAGUGACAACCUUYGCAAGCUGAUGAACACCAGCCAGAUCCCCAUCAUGGGAAUCUGUCUGGGUCAUCAACUGUUGGCCAUUGCUGCUGGAGCUCGCACCAUCAAGAUGAAGUACGGUAACCGUGCUCACAACAUUCCCGCCCUCGACUUGAGGACGGGCAAGUGCCACAUCACCAGCCAGAACCACGGAUAUGCCGUGGACCCAACCACCCUUCCCAGUGACUUUAUGGAAUACUUCACCAACUUGAACGACGGCUCCAACGAGGGCAUGAUUCACACUUCUCGCCCCAUCUUCAGCACACAAUUCCACCCCGAAGCCAAGGGAGGUCCAUUGGACAGCAGCUACCUGUUUGACGCCUACUUGGACAGCGUGAAGAAGUACAAGGGCAGCCAGGAUGUCCUCAAGGGAGGACUCGACAGCCGACCUAGCCCAUUGUUGGUGGAUCUUCUGUCCAAGGAGAGAGUGGGUGUCGCACCAGGACAGAAUUGA